AUGGGAACAGAUUACGCCCUGCUAAAACGGAGCACAUUAAAGGAGCUGCUGGAAGCAAGAGGAGCAAUCGCCAGUAACAAGGCAAAUGCUGUCCUAAUUACGGAGCUCAUGGAAGGAGACAGAGCCGCAGCUGCUGCAGCACCUCAAAUGGAGGGACAAACCAACGAAUUUACAGCGGAAUUCCGAGCACGGAUGGCUUUAUUUCCUGAACCACCAUCUACAGAGAUGAUUAACCGGCUGUUCGCUGAUGUACAGGA
Pelobates cultripes (western spadefoot toad) is the source of this 257-nucleotide messenger RNA. NCBI's taxonomy places the organism in Eukaryota, Metazoa, Chordata, Amphibia, Anura, Pelobatidae. The record is from the annotation of a GenBank genome assembly.